Echinostoma caproni is the source of this 636-nucleotide messenger RNA. The record is from the annotation of a GenBank genome assembly. Lineage: Eukaryota; Metazoa; Platyhelminthes; Trematoda; Plagiorchiida; Echinostomatidae.
AUGCAAUUGAAUGCACAAACACUCGUUCUCGUUCUGUUCAGUCUGAGUACAUUCCAAUCGGGCAGUGUGGAUGCGUCCUGUUGUUGUGGAUGUCCAGACGUGUUCGAUCAUUUUCUCUGCAAUGCUUUGAGCUGGGCAAAUCCAAUCGAACCGAGACCUCCACAGACGAAUGUGGUGUUCGAAGCGACACCACAAGUCAAACAAUGGUUGCUUGACAAUAUGAUCAAUUAUAUUUGUGCCGUGCCAAACAAUCUGUUCGUCGUGUUCAUCAAGUCGGUCAGCUCGUCACGGAGUUACAUCACUCAAGUGGUCCGUAUCGAUCCGCGUCAGUAUGUGCGAUGGAACUCGACUUUGUUGAAUCCAUUCGGUUCGCCCACUUUCCAUGCUGAAACACCGUAUUUGUUAUUCAGCAACAAGAAACUGCCCGUGGUUAAAGACUCGAGUAAAUUGGAUUUGGGUUCGAUGCCCGCACUGACCACGUUCAUUCCGUUACGCGAUUUGACUAGCACAAUUGAUACGGUCUACCGGCGUUGGGUGAAUUUCACUGAGCAAGCCAAUUCGACCACGACCGAGCCGAUAUUGUGUUUGCGUUUGGAGUGGUUAGACUACUUGAUUCAAUAUAUUGGAUUGCUUUGA